GUUUCAUAUCAUUGGAAAUUUGUAUCUUGACGUUUGUAUCAUGAAUGACAGUAUGAUACUAGUGGGAUCUGCAAUUUUUGGUUAUUAAAAAAGAGAAUGAAAAUCAUCGAAAUUUACAGUUUUACAAAAUGAUACAAUUCUUACAGUCAUGGUUGUGGAAGGAAUUGCAUUAUGUAAUAGUGCAUGUAUAACUUGCAUCUGGUGCAUUUUAUUAUCGGUAUUUUGUCCAAGAUUUAUGAACAAUCUCAAACAGGUAGACUCUAGUGUGUGUUGUAUGCGAAAACCAAAAUUGAAGAAAAAGUUUUCAAAAAUAUUCAAUAAUCGCAAGUCGAAAGAUAUUUCACGAAAAUCACGAAAUUCCAGCGAUUUUCGAUCCCUAAAUAAAUAUAAAAAUAAACGAAAUCAGAAAAGCAUGAGCGUAUGUCAGAGAAAUUCAGAAAUUGAUAAUGGCUGUUCUCCCAGACAUUUUAAUGGAAAGGACAUAUCGGGAAAUUAUAUCACAAAGAUAAAAGAUCCUGUAGAGAUUGACAUUUCGUCUGCCAAUAAAAGAAAUGAUACGAAUUUGAUUACUGUUGAAAAAUCCAAAAAUCAGAGUACGACAAUAGAUGAUAAGACAUUAGAGUAUUAUAAUGAUCACAAAGAGGAUUCAAGUCAUUUGAAUUUUGAUUAUAAAAUUCAAAAACCGAUCAGACGAUAUAAGUUGUAUACAAAGCUUAGUAGAAGAUCUAGCGAUUCUGGUGAACAUUUUUUAGUAAGACGAAAUUGAGAUCACGAUUUUUUUUAAAUUCCGACUACGAAGUCAACGAUGAAACUUCAAUAAUUUCAUCGACUGGAAAUUAUUAAAAUUUUCGUAACUCAUUACUUCUUGUACAAUAUUUCGCGAGAUUUACUUGUUUCGAUUCCCAACAAAAGCCAGCUUCACAUCAUCAUCCGACGAAAGAUCCAUUGUGAAAUUUCAAAUAUUCAAAACCUAAAUUUAAGAGUAUAUACCACUACGUUUCCUUCAUGCAUUGCAAAAUUUAUGAAAAAAAAAGCGAAGAAAACUAAAAAAUAUAAAUAUUCAUUCAGUUUAUAAAAUACAAAAUGCAUUUAUCUCGUUACUAAGGAAUGGCAUCUUUGGCAUUAUGCAGCUGCGCUUGCGUUGCGUGUCUCUGGAUGGCAUUUUGCAGUAUGUGUACAUCCCGAAUCUGUAAGAAAAUGGAUGCCUACAGAUCAAUGCAGUAUGUUUGUUAUCGAUGUCCACAUACCAUAAAUACCAACGAUCAAGAUGAAGAAAAGAUUGACAUAACUUGUUCUAAAGAAAAAAUCAUUCAAG
Molecule: messenger RNA, 1315 nt
Organism: Cephus cinctus (wheat stem sawfly)
Lineage: Eukaryota; Metazoa; Arthropoda; Insecta; Hymenoptera; Cephidae
Exons: 3
Coding region: 149-766 (205 amino acids)
Source: RefSeq, a predicted model, not a curated record